UGUACAUAAUAUGUACAUACAAACCUAAUAUUUUCAACAUAAAAUAUUAAUGGGUAGCGCUUAGCUGCUCCUAUACGGUCCUGCCUGCCUACCUUAUUAAAAAAAAAUAUGCAAUAAAAUAUUAAAAAUAAUUAAAAUAUGAUUACAUAUUAAAAAUAGCAAUAAAACACAAAAUAUUUAGUUGUAAAAAGAAAAAUAAAUAAAUUGAAAAAAGCAAAUAUCAUAGAAAAAAAAAAUUAUUGAUAAAUUCCAUAAAAGGCAUUUAAAAUAAAAAAAAAAAAAACAUUCUCAAAAUUGAAUAAUAACAAAAAAAAAGAAGAGAAAAUAAUAAGCAAGUUAUUUUCAGUGUUGUUUUAAAAUUUUGCAAGUUUUUUACGAUCAAAAAAGAAAUUCCACAUAUUUUAAUAACUAACAACAAAAGCAAAAUUUUUGUAUGGUAUUAUCAAAAUUCUAAGUAUUUUCACAAAAGUUGAACCAAAAAAGAAAAACAAAAAAAAAAAAAAAUAAGGCAAAGAAUAUCACAGAAUUUACAAAAAUUACAACAAAAGAAAAUAUAGCUAAAUGAUGGAUAAUGUGAAAAUGGCUCAAAAAAUAUACGCAACGACUCUCUUAUAGAUCUCAAAAGUUAAAAAAUCACAAGUAAAAUCACAAACAAAAAAAAAAAAGUCAACAAGAAGCUAAAAGUAUAGAAAACAUAAAAUAAUUUUUUCGGAUGCAUGCUAUUUUGGAUUCCAGAUAAUUUUGGAUAUCAAAAAACCAAGAAGAUUUUUAUUGUAUUUUGUUAAUUUUGUUUUGUGUUCGUGCGCUCGAAAUUCAUCUUCGUCAUCAUUCACAAAAAAAAAAAAAAACUCAUCAUAUCCACCAUCAAUACAAACAACCAACAACAAACAACGUUAUAUCAUCUUGAACACUACACCACAACCACAAAUCGCAUAACAUCUUAAUGGUAGAGCUUUGAAUUCACCUUGAAAAUUUAUAUGUGUAUAUGUUGUGUUGUAGUUCAUCAACAUUCAUAUCAGAAAUAAAGUGCCCUAAAAAAUAGUGAAAUACAGAGCAACAAAAUCAAAAAAGACCAAAAACAAAAAAAAAAAAUUUAAUAAUCAAAAAGAAAAAACCCGAAAACAAUAACAACGAAAACAUACCACUUCCUUCCCCUCAUUUGGAUAACAGUAAAAAAGUUUUUUUUCCUGUUCUUGUUUUGUUUUUUUAUUUUGAACAGUUACUUUUCAUUACCUGUUAAAAAUUAGCAAAAAAAAAGGAAAAACGAAAAACAAAUUUAUUUUUGAAUCAACAAAAAAAUUUUUUUUUGUUGCUGUUGUUAUUGUUGUUGUUAUUCUGUCUAGUCAAAAUAACGAUAAUUUUUAAAAAAGAAAAAUGGAUAGCCCCGGCGCUGUUGGUAGGCGUCGAGGCAAUUCACGUGUUAAUGCCGAAGAUCAAGCACUCGAUCAAAUUGCAAAAGAGGCUGAAGCAAGACUGGCGGCUAGGCGCCAGGCUCGUGCUGAAGCACGAGAAAUACGAAUGCGUGAAUUGGAAAGGCAACAAAAAGAAAUGGAUCAAAAUGCUGAUCGGGCUUAUGAUAUGCAAACAUCAUCUGGUAUUGAUCCAUUGGCAAGAUCUCGUUUAACAGUUGUUGGUAAUCAUAUUGGUAAUUCAAUUGGUAAUAAUACAUCACAUUUAAGAGCAACAAGUAGCGGUGGUUCAAUGUCAUCAAGACGUAGUAGUGAAGAUUCAUUAGAAGAGGAAGGCAGAAGUAUACGUGAUAUUAGACAUGAAUUGAAGGAUCUUGAAGAACGCUUCCGAAAAGCAAUGAUAGCAAAUGCUCAGCUAGAUAAUGAAAGAACAUCACAUACGUAUCAAAUUGAAUUACUUAAAGAUCAAUUAGAGGAGAAAGGUGAAAAAUAUGCACAGCUACAACGUGAAUAUAAAGAGAAAUCACGUGAAACUAAUGCACUUAAACGUAAUGUUGAUAAAUUAGAAGAAGAAUUACGAUUAGUUAAAGGUCAAUUAGAUGAACGUGAUAGUUUAAUUAGUGAACAAGGUUUAGUUAUUGUAUUGAUUGAAAAUGAUGAUGGAACAGAUGCUAAACGUGCUCUAGUCAGUGUUCAAAAUGCACAACUUUUAGGUUCUGUACAAGGUUCUUUAGAUGUUCGACUUAAGAAAUUUACCGAAGAAAAACAACUUUUACAAAAAGAAGUUCAAACAUUACAACAGCAAGUAGAUGAAUUAAAAUCACAAGGUAGAGGAAAAAGUUCAAUGAAUGGUCCAUUAGGUAUUGAUGAUGAAUAUGAAGCGCAAAGAGAAGCAAAUAAAUUAAUAUCUGAAUAUAAAUAUAAAUUACAAAAAGCUGAACAAGAAAUUGCUAGUCUACAAGCCAGUUUAGCUAGAUCAGAAACCCAAGUAAUAAGAUAUAAGAGUACUGCUGAAGCAGCUGAAAAAGCUGAAGCAGAAUUAAAAAUUGAAAGAAGAAAAUUACAAAGAGAGAAUCGUGAAACAAUGGAGCGUCUAGAGGAGCUAGAAACAUCAAAUAAUCAUUUAUUGAAAAGAUUAGAUAAACUGAAAACAGCAAAAAGUACAUUAUUAAAAGAACUUUGACAUGGCCAUAAUAGUAAUAAUGCCACUAAUACUAAUACAAAACUUUUAUUAUCAUCUUCAUCAUCAUCAUCAGCAACAACAACAACAACAACAUCAGCAGCAGCUACUUCAAAUAAUAUUAGUUUUUCUAAAACAAAUACAAAAGCGGCUUCAACAAUACCAUUAUCAGAUUCAUCAUCACCAUCUAAAAUGGAAUCUAAUAGUUCGUCAUUAUUAUUAAAUAGAAAUUCUAUUAUGAAAGAAGAAGAUACUACUACUGACGAUUCUGUAUCAUCUAAUAAUCCUUCUUCAUCUUCAAGAAAACAAAAUAUAACAAAAAAUAUUUCAAAUGCAACUAAAACUAUGACUAAU
Messenger RNA from Condylostylus longicornis, 2943 nucleotides. RefSeq names its product leucine-rich repeat flightless-interacting protein 2. The record is from RefSeq and is a predicted model, not a curated record. The coding region runs from base 1375 to 2592 and encodes 405 amino acids. The transcript has 8 exons. NCBI's taxonomy places the organism in Eukaryota, Metazoa, Arthropoda, Insecta, Diptera, Dolichopodidae. Gene Ontology annotation, biological process: regulation of DNA-templated transcription.